This is a messenger RNA of Talpa occidentalis (Iberian mole), 1377 nucleotides long. RefSeq names its product hyaluronidase PH-20-like. Gene Ontology annotation, biological process: carbohydrate metabolic process; hyaluronan catabolic process. Gene Ontology annotation, cellular component: acrosomal vesicle. Bases 1 to 1218 code for a protein of 405 amino acids. Gene Ontology annotation, molecular function: hyalurononglucosaminidase activity. The transcript has 4 exons. NCBI's taxonomy places the organism in Eukaryota, Metazoa, Chordata, Mammalia, Eulipotyphla, Talpidae. The record is from RefSeq and is a predicted model, not a curated record.
AUGGGAGUGCUAAUGUUCAAGCAUAUCUUCUUCAGAAGCUUUCUUGGAUUCCAUGCAACAAUUCUUCUGCUUCCAGUCUUCGGUUUGACGCAGAAUUAUACAGCCUCUCCUAUUUUUCCAAACGCUUCUUUCCUCUGGGCUUGGAAUGCCCCAACUCACAAUUGUCAUACCUUCAAUAUUCCGAUAGAUUUGAGCCUCUUCUCCUUAUCAGGAAACCCCGGGGUAUACGGCCCAGGACAAGGUGUUGUAAUAUUUUAUAAGGAAAGGCUGGGCUGCUAUCCUUAUAUACAUAACGGUCAAAAUAAGAGUGGAGGAAUCCCUCAGUUGGCAAAUCUGCAAAAUCAUUUGGACAAAGCUAGGAAAGACAUUUGCGGUUCCUUUGGACCGAACGACGUGGGCUUGGCUGUAAUUGACUGGGAAGAAUGGAGGCCCCUUUGGGACAGAAAUUGGGGUGCUAAAGUUGUUUACAAAAACCAAUCAAUUUAUUUAGUUCUCCAAAAUAAUAGGACACUGACUCUUGAUCAAGCCCUCCCAGUUGCCAAAGCGGAGUUUGAAAAAGCUGGAAGGAGUUUCAUGCUAGAGACUUUAAAAUUGGGAAAAUUACUACGGCCGAAAUACUUAUGGGGUUAUUAUCUUUUUCCUGAUUGUUACAAUCAUAAUUAUACCAAAGACCGAGCUUACAAUGGAAGUUGCCCUGAUAUAGAAAAAGAAAGAAAUAAUUUGCUCGACUGGUUAUGGAAAGAAAGCACUGCCCUAUUCCCAUCCGUUUAUUUGAAUACCGGAAUAAAUGGUUCCAAUACUGCGCUCUUUGCCCGGAAUCGUGUGCUGGAAGCCCUUCGAGUUUCUAAAGUGCGAAACAAUACGGACCCGCUUCCAGUUUUUGUAUAUCAGCGUCUAGUUUUUACUGAUAACUUUACGACUUUCCUUUGUGAGGAAGACCUUGUGCAUACAAUUGGGGAAAGCGUUGCUCUAGGUGCCUCUGGAAUGGUAAUAUGGGGCAGCUCCAAUUUAACCAAAAAUAAGAAUGCUUGCACGAACCUAGCCAAUUAUAUGAAGAAUACCCUGAAUCCUUACAUAAUCAACGUCACCCUAGCAGCCAAAAUGUGUAGCCAAGUGCUUUGCCAAGAUCAGGGAGUGUGUGUACGGAAACACUGGAAUUCAAGGUCAAUGGAAGCAUCACAGAUUAGAGAGGAAGGAGAAUGUUUCUUGCUAUGCUGAGUUUGGUGUAUAUUUGAAGAAGACAGACCUCGAAAUUGAAAAAUUACAACAGUGUGUGGUGAAUGUUAUGAUAGAAACUCAGCAUGCUGUGCAUACAAAUAUGAAUUCCAAGAGUGCCUUUUAUGCUAUCUAUGUGACCCAAUAAAAUUUUAAUAUAUU